Xenopus laevis (African clawed frog) is the source of this 8673-nucleotide messenger RNA. It is a transcript of the gene cep350.S, whose product is annotated as centrosomal protein 350kDa S homeolog. Gene Ontology annotation, biological process: microtubule anchoring. Gene Ontology annotation, cellular component: centrosome. The record is from RefSeq and is a predicted model, not a curated record. NCBI's taxonomy places the organism in Eukaryota, Metazoa, Chordata, Amphibia, Anura, Pipidae. The coding region runs from base 252 to 8270 and encodes 2672 amino acids. The transcript is spliced from 38 exons. Gene Ontology annotation, molecular function: microtubule binding.
UUUUGUUUAGGUAGCAGUCUCCCUCGGCAACCAAUUAGCAACAGCAACUACACACCGGAAGCGGAAGAGAUUGAAGCCAUUUUCACUGAAGGAUUGCCGGAAGCACCGAACUAGUGGGGAUUAAUGUGGUGCGAUGAAAGGCUGAAAAGGUCCUAGCACUCUAUUUCAGAGUCAGGAUAUUAUUCCAGUUGAGAUAAACUGAAAGCAAGCUGGAUGUGGCCACUGCAAGCAACACUGUUUUUAACACCACUAUGGACACGAAAAAAGCAACAAGCAGUGCAACUCGUAAAAUAAGCCACAAAGAUGGAAAAUAUUUGGAUGACUCUAAUAGACACUUGCACAAAUCUGUACGCCGAAGCAGAACCAGUAGGGAAAAGUCUUCUCGCAGUCCCUUGCGUGCCACUACACUGGAGAGUAAUAUAAAAAUUACAAGUCAUGUAGCAUUUAGGGAUCCCUUAGCUUCAUACAGGGAAGCUAGUGCCUCCUCAACUCCAAAUGAGAGGGAUAUUUUAUUGCCAGCAUCUGGCUUUAAUGCUGGUGAGCAAGAGGAAAGGGACUUUGAAAGCACAUGUUCAUCAUCAGUGGCCAACACUAAUGUUCAAUACCUAAAUGACCGACCUGCAAUUGAUGCUUUGGAGUUGAGGUUAUCUGGGUCCCCCAAUGAAUUUGCAAAUUCUACUCUGCACACUUACAGAGGAGUAAGAACAUUUGAGACUCUUCAGCCAAACUCCUCAUUCAACUCCUCUAACCAUAGACUCGAAACUUUAAAGAGGCGGCAACCAGAUGCUAAACUUGAGAAGCUGAAAGAGCGUAUACGUCGUCAAUGGGAGCUUGCUGGAGAGAAGGAUGUUAGAAAGGGAUUGUAUUCUUCAUCACAUUGCACAGAUCCUACUGCUAAUGCAAAAACUCGCAAAGUGACAUCUGCACCACCACCGCCUGCUUACAGAGGGUUUAACCCACCAGACAAAAAAAUUUGUACUUUAGAUGGUAAGCUUUGCAAGGAAGAUAACAGCCACAGUGUACUGCUGUAUGUAACCCUUCAACCUUCUUUCCAAGAGGGAGUCUCUACAAAUGAGAAGUCUCAAAUAAAGAAGACCUCCAUACCAGUGGAGAAAGUUCAGAGAUUGGCUAGUGGAGGAAGCACAGGGAUUCCUGAGAGUAAACCAGUAAAGGGAAGUGUUAUAAGUACGUCUUCAUGGAGAGAUGGGCAGAAAUUGGUAAAACAGCUCGUGGGCCCAACACCCAAGAUUAAAAAGGAACUUAAAGCUCUAUCUGAUGGCAAACAUACCCUUAAGGAAACACCUUCAGUUGAUGGACCAAUAAAUAAGAGGCAAGGCUCCUUUGAAAAAGAUACAGGCAAGAGGUCUGUGUCUAGUGAAAGGCAAAUAAAGGAGAUUACAAAACCCAGGGGGAAACAAAUAGGCAAACAAACUUUGUCAAGGGAGAAGCAGACAGAAAAUGAAGAUUUGUCCAGUAAAACAGCCAGUUCUGUGCGUUAUUCAAAAGCAGUUCAUGAAAAUAACUACUGCAGGGACCCAGCUACCACCACAAGUUUUCAGAACGAUGACAAAACAUGCAAUUCAACUCUUGACGACAAGUAUCACACAGAACCUGCAGAAUUAAGGAAAGAUUUCCUGCCCUUGGAGAUCCGAGGCAUUUUGGAUGACUUGCAGCUUGACAGUGGAAUUGAAGGACAGAAGCAGACAAGAGGCAGAAGCAAAAGCCCUACCAAACGAAAACCUGGAAAAUCACAUGCCCUUCAAGAACCCCACAUCUCCUCUAAGAGGAGUCAUUACGACACAGAGAAAGUACGUCUAUACAUUCUUCGCCAACAGGAAGAGAGAAAAAGAAAGCAGAAUGAUGAGAAGGAAGAACAGAGGCAAGCCGAAGAGCAAAAGAACAAACGUUUGCAGGAGCUUUAUCAAAAACAGAAAGAGGCUUUCAGCAAAGCAAAGGAUUGUACUACUGGCCAGCAUGUUCAAGGGACAGAAUUACAGGAUGCUGCUUACAGUCACAAAACAGAGCAUAAGAUACAACAACCUCCUGAAACUGUGUCAAGAUUGGUGCUAAGGCAUGCCUGGUCUGAUCUAUCUGCACAAGUAAAGCAGCCCAAGGUUUUAUAUCAGCCAUCUGGGGAGUCUGAUAAAGAGAACAAGGGUCAAGAAAGACCAACAAGUGCAUCUUCAGGAAGUGAUCUCUCCCUCUCCGAGCCUCUGCAACCACUUAUUAGGAGUGACCUGGCGGACACAUACCAUCCAAUGUUAGACAGCAUAUCAUCAAAAGGUCCACUACCUCAAAGUCUUAAUCAGAAAAAAGAGGGUGAUUUCAUUCUUUCUCACUUCCUAAAUAUUCCAAAAGACUUAGAAUCUUUGCUUAGCUCUAGGAAAAGCACUGCAAAUCCAGAAACCAACAAAACGUACUUGCAAAGAAAACCGCCCUCUAAUUUCAGGAGCAGCUUGGAUCGUAUUGAGUCUCUAAAGGCUACGGCAGUGUCUUUGUCCUCUAGAAUUGAGAGUGAGGCAAAAAAAUUAGCUGGAGGUUCACUAGUCUUUCCAUCAACUCGGGGCUCAGAUCCCAAUCAUAUAAAUAAUAAUACAACUAUUUGGAAAAAACCUGAGAGCCCACCUGAACGAGAUGGCGAGAAUUAUAUUUUUUCAGCUGAAAUACAGAAGAUGAUUGGUACUUGUGAAAGUCACUUUUCUCAUAUGGACCUUCCUGGAGUUAAUGAUUUGUACAAAAAACUUCCAGACAGAUUUCUUUCAAACAGAACCAUCACUAAUGGGGGACGUGAAGUCAUAAAUGACAGAAGGCUACCCCCAGGAAGAGAUGAAAGUUGUAGGAGGCCUAUUGAGUUUUCCAGUAAUAUUAGUCCAUUACAAAACUCUAGCACCAGUUCAAUUAGUGAGGGGCCACUGUUGAGUGAAGGGAACUUGAAUGAGGGUGAAGGAAUUCCUAGUCAUGGGUCACCACUUUUCUCAAAUAAAUUAACAAAAGCAUUUUGCAUCAAUGACCAAGAAUCAAGAAGCAAAUCCUAUGAGCCACUUGAAUUUAAGAGAGAAGCAGACAACUAUGAGCCAUUGGUGACAUCUAGUGCCAAAGGGCCCUGGGAAGAGCUUGCAAAAGGGAGCCCAAACAGUAUUGUUAACAUCUUCACCAAGUCAUACCAGCUUUAUAGCAAUGAAUUGGAAGGAAGAGUGGAGCGAAAUUCACCAGUGCUUAUGCCUCCGUUUACAUUAGCCAGCCACCAAAACAGUGUCUCUUAUGCAGAUGAUUUUAAUUCAUGCCAAGUCAGUCAAAUUCCAAGUGGCACUUCGAUAGCUCGGCAGCAGAGUCUGGACACCAGUUCUUCUAGUGUCAAUGAAGAACUUCCCAUGGUUAAGUCUAGAAAUGAGGGUACAUCAUCGAGUUCCUCUGGAGCAAGUUAUGCAUCCUCUUCUACAUCAUACUUAUCUCAGGAAGGAAGCAAACUGAAAAAUUAUUUUCAGAAUGAUAGCUCUCACAUACCCCAAGAAGAACAAAGCUCCUCAUGCUCUAAACAUAAAAACCUUGCGAGCAAACACACACCUCUGUCACCUGGGAGAGAGCCAUCAGCUGGCACUGACACUGAUAGCACCAUUGGAGAUCUUUCCUCACGUUCUGUGGCAAGCUUUUUGUCUGACACUGGAAGAGAUGUAGAAAGUCCUCACACAAAUUUCACAGAAAUUGGAAUGCAAACUCCAGCACCACCAACAGCGGCAACUACGGGAGGCUCUGUAACACAACCAUCAGAUAUAGCGUCUGGCCCUGUUCAAGGGUCCAACCAUUAUUCACCUGUGGUACUACAACAGCACAUGUAUGCAGAGCUGAACUAUCUUAGUGCUACGGAGGAGUCUGUGCGACAGCUAUGUGAUGUGGAACGUGUCCAUGGAAUUUCACUGGCUCAACAGGAAACUGUGUCAUUGGCACAGAUCAUGAAGGCUCAGCAGCAACGCCAUGAGCAGAACAUGGCUGCUUUGAGGCAACAAGCAGAGCAGGAAGGCCAUGCAAGCUUGAGGCAACUAGAAGAUGCACGUCAGAAAGCUACACAGGCACAGGCUGAAAAUCUACAGAGGUUCCAGAAGACACUAGAUACAUCCAAUCCACUCAAACAAGAUCAAGUGUUGGAGGCAUUAGCUCACAGUUACUUGUCGCCAUCCAGUUCUGAUCGAACAGUAAACUCGCUUGAUGAUCAACAAUAUCGCCAGAGCCCCCUUGGAAUUUGGAAAAAGGGAUUGAACUAUUUGUCUACAUCUCCCCAACCUACCAGCAGUGCUUCAAGUAUUAAAGAAGCUAGCAUUUGUGGUAAUGAAAGUCCAUCCAUCUCCUCUGUCACGGAAGCAAUCAGAAGUGAAAGUAACAUGGAGGAAAGCAUUGUUGAGGAACUUGCAAUAACUGGGAAUGACAGUUUACAAGAAAAAGGCAUCCCAACAGUACACGAAAAAGAUUCACAGUCGGCAGUCUCUGUUAAUGAAGAAGGCAUGGAAGAACAAUCAUUCCGCUCCUUGCUUCCAUCAGAGGCUCACCGCCGAGGAAGCCUAGAAAGGCAGCGCAGCCAAAGGCAUGAAUCUGAUGAGGAGAGCACCCCUGAGAAGGAACUAAGUGGACCUUUUGCAAGUGGACAGGACAGUUUCUGGAAGUUCACUAUGGAGAUGGUGCAUCAAUAUAUGCAGGAGGGAGAAAUGCGCUCAACGCACCAGUCUGCUCUUCUUCGUCUGCGUCAAAAAGCCCUCAAAGAUAAAACUAAGGCAGAGCUUGCAUGGCUGGAACACCUAAAGAGGCGGUUGCACGAUAAAGGAGAGGAUGAUAAAAUGCCCCCUUUGAGGAAACGACAGCGUGGCUUGUUGCUAAGGCUACAGCAGGAGCAGGCUGAAAUAAAGCGGCUCCAAGAAGCAAACAAAGCAGCUUGUAGAGAAAGACAGCUUAUCCUUAAACAGCAAGAGGAAAUCCAGCGCAUUCAGAAUAGCACUUUGAGACUGAAGGAAAAGCUUAAAUCUGCAGAGAGUGGAGAACUUCCCAGUGAAGUGAAAAUCCAGCCAGGUUCUGCAUCCAGCCAUGUUGCCUCUGAUGCAGAUAGUCGCAGCCCAUCACCUGUAUCUGUGUCUGGAAGUGAGACAAGCAGCAUUAUGCAGAAACUACGCAAGAUGCAUAGUCACAUGGAUUCCAAAGACAUCUGCCCUGUUCACUGCUUCUUCUCUGUCUUUUCGCCCCAGCACUGGGCCUCUCUCAGUGUGUGUUUUCCCAAACUUCACCCCAAAUUCCAGCUCUAUAUCUGCAGCCAGCUGCUCAGAUUCCUAACUAAAAGGGAGCAAGAGCUGGUACAGAGAAGAUUACAUGCACAGGAGUUACUGGAGUGGAAACGGAGGCUGGAUGAGGAGGAACUUAAAAUUAGGCAGAUAGAGAAGCAGGCAUUAGCUGGAUGGGAUAACCAGAAACCGAACAAAAGGAGUCACGCUCAUGCCAGAGACUCCAUGGUAGAAGAGAAAAAUGAAAAAGAAGGCUCUUCAGUCCCAUCAAGUCCUUCAAUGCAAACAAACACUUCCGGGAGCCUCCCACCAGAGUAUGUAGCCUCUGAGAUCAGCGAGUCAACCAUCAGUGAGAAAAUCCUGGAACAGAUUGGAGAGCACAGCAGCAUCUAUGAGGAACUGCUCCCAUCUUCACAUAGCAAAGGGUCUCCACUUCAAAGCAACAAAUCUCCAAGGGGUGGAGAAUCAAGCAAGGAUAGUGUUAUUGGGCAGCAAAUGCAUACCCCACUGAGACCACACCACCCAUCUCAGACAUGGUCAGAAGAAUCAUUGUCCAUGACACACUCAGAGACUACUUCUGAUCAGAGUGAUAUUGAAGGUCGUAUUCGAGCACUAAAGGAUGAGUUGAAAAAACGCAAGUCAGUAGUGGAUAAUUUGAAAAGAGAACAGAAAAAAAGGCAGAAAGAAAGACUUCGAGCACAGGAAGCCAUCCUACUUCAGCAACUGAAGUCGUAUGAUGAGUAUAUCCUAAAGACACAAGCUGAACUCAGCGGAGAACAUGGAACAGCAUCUGUGUUAAAACCUGCCCCAAAAAAUGCUUUGGCUUCAUCUGGGACAAACUUUGCAAAAUCAGAUGCAACUUCCAGGCUUAUUGAUACACCUACAUAUAAGAUGGUGAACGAGAAUGAGAAUCAAGUGGACUUCACUACUGAUGCAAGUGUUAGCCAAGAAAUAUCUUCUGCCAGCAAUAAAGAGGUUUCAAAAAAGACUACAUUGGAGCAGUCAUCUGUCUCUUAUAAAGAUAAUGCAAACUCUACUAUCCGAUCCUGUCCACUGACUCCUCCAUUAAGGGAUUACUUACUUACAGCAACUCCUGACAGUCCAGUAUCUACUAUCCACUCAGAGAUCCCAGAAGAGAUGAUCGAAAGUCACUUGUCUGCAUCACCUUUUCCUGCUGCUUUAAACCUUAACCUGAGGAGCCAAACUCCAGAGGAAACAGAAUACCUUAGUAGAGAUCACUCAUAUUCUGAUGAUUUUGAGGCUUCUGCUCCUUUUAGGUAUUCAGUAUCUGAAAUUCCUCGCGAGGAGUUGGAGAUGUCUUACGCAACUACUCCUGGUAGAGAACUUCCCAGUCUGCCUGAUCAUGAGGAGGAGCAUAAUGAAUUCAGGUCCACAAGUCCCCAUGUUGUAGAGUCUUCAACGUUAAACCCACCUGCACACAAUCACUUGCUCUCCAGUGAAAUUACUCAUCCUCUUGCUCACCUUUGUUUGGGAGACAGGGUUUUGGUUAGUGGAGUCCAACCCGGUACAUUACGUUUCAAAGGGACAACUCUCUUUGCAGAAGGUCUAUGGAUAGGCAUAGAGCUUGAUAUGCCAGAAGGCAAUAAUGAUGGAUCCCAUGGAGGGGAACACUAUUUUACCUGCAAGCACCAACAUGGAAUAUUUGCCCCUCCACACAAAAUCACUUUAUCACAGGAAAAACUAAUUCAAAAAGAAGAGUACAUCUUAAGUGAUGACGUGUCUCUUGAUCAUAAAAAUCAGACUGAUUAUCUAUCUGAGCCAAAAUCUGAACAGGAGACAACACUGGAAGUCACAGAGCAUCUUAAUGAAUCACAAAACAAAACAGAGCAAAAUCCGUUUCUUAGCAGUGAUUUUAACCUUGAUAGAACUACAGAAACCUCUUCUGUCAAGGAGGAAAAUAAAGAGUCCAACUCACCUCUGGUUGACUUAUUAAUCAAAGAUGAAAAUGAGCCAGAUGCCUUUAAGCAGCAAGCACCAAAUCUUAACAUACUUUCAGAAAGUCUUUUGCAGCAUUGCCUGAAGGAUACAAUUAGCUACCUCCAAAAUGUACGCAAGCAACGGGAAGAAAGGGUUCAGCAAAGCAACCAAGAGCUAAAGAACCCACCAACUGCACCUAAAGAUCCAACCAACUGCAGCCUUUACCUUAAGAACAAAGAAGCACCAAAUGAUGAAAUACGUCCACAACUGGAUCUAGCAGAGAUUGAGCCGAGUUGUAGCCUUCUCUCUGAGGAGCCUGAUUGGUUUGAUGAGGAUUUUGGACUGAGUACCUGCAGAGCCCAGCAGCGAGAGAUGAAGCUGGCUCAGCUUGUGGAGACUAUCCCAGAGCCUUGUUUAGUAGUACCAGAGCCCAUACCCAAGCCUGUACUCCCACUGCAGCAACCAGAACCUUUCUUGGCAGUGCUCCACACUGCACUGAAAGUGGAACAGCUUGUAUGUGUGGCUACAGAUGAGCUCUGGAAAUGGAAAGAACUAAGUGGAGAUCUUCAGGAAAUCCGGACAACAUUUGCACAAGAUGGUGAUGAAGAACAAAACCCAGCCCAAAGUGCUUACAAGGCAGUGGUAUUUGACCUAACACAUCAAAUAUUUGAGGAGAUGUGCUGUUCAGAUCAAAUGGAGAUGCCUCCUUGGAAGAAGCCUUCCAGAGUGUCUCCAACAUCUUCCCGUCAAGUGAGAAAUCCACACAACCUAGUGGAAAUAAAGUCUAUCCUUAUUGAUGAAGUUCUCAGUCUCCUGAAUCUGAAGAAAGAACAAAACCACAAAACAGACUGGCAGAGAAUGAUGAAGUUUGGAAGGAAGAAAAGAGACAGAGUAGAUGAGAUUCUGGUAAAAGAAAUGCACGAGGAGGAGGCACAAUGGGUAAAUUACGAUGAGGAUGAGCUGUUUGUGAAGAUGCAGUUAGCUGAUGGCAUUUUCGAGGCCUUAAUUCGCGACACAGUGCAAGUUCUGCAAAGCAUCGAGCAAAAGAAGAACCUCCUGCUGCUGGUUUGACAUACUACCGUACCUCUUAGUCUUCACCGCACGUGACUUGUCAACAUAAGGGCUCUAUCAAUGAGGAGCAAAGACGGCCCUGUGCAUAGAAACAAAAGCGUUUUGCAUCCUGGAAGGAAAAAGUGACAAAUAAUAAGUCCCCAUUUUGCUACUUGACUUGUGAACUAGAUACAUUGGUCCCUUUAUUUGUAAAUAUUAGAUAGUUCCCCCUUUAAAUUAUUUACAUAUCAUAAGUUUUUUCAGAUGGAUCUGUUCUAUUCAAGGGAACGAACCUCCGAUUUAUAUGCAGUUUCAUAUUGCCAAAGUGUAAGCAGUAUAAAGGGUGUGUGUGGCUACAAGGGUUAUAAAUUAGCAUGAAAGUGUGUAGGGUGUGUACAGCUGCCUCAUCAAGUGUCCUUAAUUU